UUCCCUUAGAAACCUACAGUGGACAAAAUCCCCAAGAUUGUCAAGAGGAAGAAGAAACUUUGAAUCAGGUGGCAUCCGAGGGUGAUAGUUCGAAGAUCCAAACCGGAGAGAAACCAUUUAUGUGGAUACACUGUGGGGAGGCUUUCACUUCCCCCUCUAAAGGUAUUAUACAUAGGACAGUUCAUACUGCAGAGAAACUUCAUGCAUAUGAAGAAUGUGGACAAGCCUUUCCUCUGUCCUCACAAUUUAGUAUCCACAGGGAAAUUCAUACAGGAAUGAAAACUUGCUCGUGUCAGGACUGUGGGAAGGCCUUCACUUGCGACUCAAACCUUUCUCGUCACAGGAAGAGUCAUUCUGGAGAGAAAGCGUUUUCAUGUCAGGACUAUGGGAAAGCCUUUGCUUAUUGCUCAAACCUUUUUAAACACAAGGGAAAUCACACUGGAGAGAAACGGUACAUAUGUAAGGAGUGUGGGAAGGCCUUUGAUUAUCCCUCAAGACUUUCAUAUCACAUGAAAAUUCAUACUGGAGAGAAGGAUUGUAUAUGUCAGGUAUGUGGGAAGGCAUUUAGCACAACUGCAAUGCUCACUAUACAUGCAAGAAUUCAUUCGGGAGAGAAGCCUUUUGUGUGUCAGGAGUGUGGGAAGGCCUUUCGCAGAACUUCAAUGCUUACUAUUCACAGGAGAAUUCACACUGGAGAGAGACCUUAUAAAUGUAAGGUGUGUGGAAAGGCCUUCAGUCAUUUGUCAUCCCUUAAUAGUCAUAUGAAUACUCAUACUGGAGAGAAGCCUUAUGCAUGUCAGGAGUGUGGGAAGACCUUUAGCACAUCCUCAGUGAUUACUGUACAUAGGAGAAUUCACACUGGAGAGAAACCUUACAAAUGUAAAGCAUGUGGAAAGGCCUUCACUUAUUUGUCAUCCUUUAAAAGUCAUAUGAAUACUCACACCGGAGAGAAGCAUUAUGUGUGUCAGGAGUGUGGGAAGGCCUUUAGCGCAUCCUCGGCGCUCACUGUGCAUAGGAGAACUCAUUCGGGAGAGAAGCCUUUUGUGUGUCAGGAGUGUGGGAGGACCUUUCACACAUCCUCAAUGCUUACUAUACAUAGGAGAAUCCACACUGGAGAGAAACCUUAUAAAUGUAAGGCAUGCGGAAAGGCCUUCACUCAUUUCUCAGUCCUUAAAAACCAUAUGAAUAUUCAUACAGGAGAGAAGCCUUAUGUCUGUAAGGAAUGUGGGAAGGCCUUCACCUGGAACUCAGGCCUUAGUAGGCAUAUGAAAAUACACAGUGGCGAGAACUUUUUAAUAUGUAAAGAAUUUGGGAAGGCGUUCAUAUUUCUCUCCAGUCUUAGGAAACAUAGUAAAAUUCAUACUGGUUGA
Sorex fumeus (smoky shrew) is the source of this 1370-nucleotide messenger RNA. Its product is annotated as zinc finger protein 93-like. The record is from RefSeq and is a predicted model, not a curated record. The transcript has 2 exons. NCBI's taxonomy places the organism in Eukaryota, Metazoa, Chordata, Mammalia, Eulipotyphla, Soricidae. Bases 120 to 1370 code for a protein of 416 amino acids. Gene Ontology annotation, cellular component: nucleus. Gene Ontology annotation, biological process: regulation of transcription by RNA polymerase II. Gene Ontology annotation, molecular function: RNA polymerase II cis-regulatory region sequence-specific DNA binding; DNA-binding transcription activator activity, RNA polymerase II-specific.